Ectocarpus sp. CCAP 1310/34 is the source of this 1248-nucleotide messenger RNA. Lineage: Eukaryota; Phaeophyceae; Ectocarpales; Ectocarpaceae. The record is from the annotation of a GenBank genome assembly.
CCGGGCAAACCCCCUCGAUAAAACCCCUACCACCACAAAAACCGUCGCUAUCACAGCGGAUCACAACGGCCGCACUUCUUAGAAAGGCCAAGGCGAAGACAAGAACGCGAGGAACUACGUUCCCCCGGACGACGGUUUCCCAACAACCCCUACUCCUGCCAUUGGUACACAGACCGCAUCAGUUAUGCGCCUUUCCCCGCAUGGAAAACAUGGCCUCUCCCAAGUGCUAGAAACUGCUACAGCUACUCCGGCAAAUUCAUCAACUUGCGCCGGUGGUACUGCAGACUAGCCCUGCUAAGGGCCUUGGUUAGGAGGUCCGCGUGUUGCUCCGUUGUCGGAACGAACUUGACCGAAAUAUCCCCCGACCUAAACAAACCGCGGAUGAAAUGGAAUCUCACGUCGAUGCGUUUCGUGCGACUUGAGCUCAGGGGGUUCUGCACCAACGCUAUGGCCCCCCGGUUGUCCUCAAGGACCCGGAUACUGCUACCACUGGCCUCUGGGGCAGCAAACGAAAGCACAGCACGCACAAACAACGCCUCCUUGACGUUCUCCCCGGCAGCAAUGUACUCGGCUUCCGUCGAAGACAAAGACACGAUUCGCUGUGUCUUGCUACCAUGGCUGACUACGGAGCAGUGCACAUUGAACCAGGCCCUAACACAGGACGGACAGAAUCCCGGGCUCAGUCUGCUGGCGGCGUCUCAGACCAAAAACAAGGAGGCAUUGACACAGGACGGGGUUACGCGAGUUAUACGGGAGCUGCAGAAGAGCUUCGACUUCGUAGUGUGUGACAGCCCCGCGGGGAUCGAGUCAGGGGCGCGGCACGCCAUGUACUUGGCAGACGAGGCGGUGAUCGUCACCAACCCCGAGGUGUCCUCGUGCAGGGAUAGCGACAAGAUGGUGGGGUUCAUCGCCAGCAUGUCUAGGAGGGCGGAGGCGGGGCAGGCGCCGGUGCGGCAGACGUUGCUCGUCACCAGAUACGACCCCGCCCGGGCCGAGUGCAACGAGAUGCUCACACUGGCGGACAUCCAGGAGCUCUUGGGGCUGGAGGUUCUGGGGUUCUUUCCGGUGUCGAAGGCGGUGUUGACGGCGACUAACCUCGGGCAACCGGUGAUAGUGUCAGAAGGAGACGACGCGGCGACGGCCUACAAGGACGCUGUCGAUCGGUUCUUGGGGAAGACGGUGGACCUCAAAUUCGGGCAACCCAAACCCGCCGGUCUGCUCAAGAGAAUGUUCGGUUCUAGCUCGUGA